UGAAGACAUACUAGAAUGUCUGAGACAGCACAUCUAAUCUGAAAAUCUCAGUUCAAAUGUCUAUAGUAUAGGAUGAGUUCUUACCUAGAUCAAGAGACCAAAACCUUAGCAAUAUCAAACAUCCUUUCUCCUUAAGAACCACUGAUACCAAAAUACACCUGAGAAUCGAAUCCAACAUACAUAUUGUUUUAAUAGUCAAAUUAGAAGUAUUGAUCCCUUCUAGUUUAUAAUUGGAACACACUUUACAAAUUCAUUCAUAAGAUCUAGAAUUUCUACAAACUAUUAUUGGUUUAGAUGGUAGUUGAAUAGGUAUCAGUCAAAAUUAUAUGAUAUCUAACAAUAGACAUAACUGAGAGCUUGAGGUCCACCUACAUAACUGGUUAUUCAUAAACAACUACCAAAUUUGACUACCAAACACUGGACUCACUUGAAACCCUUCAUGGGGUUUAUACUUACUCCCAACUCUCAUUUCAUCCUCAAUAGGAUAGCAAAUCUGAUAUUUUUUGAAAAUAUUAAUGGGUAGGUUUGAAAUUGAAAUAUUUAUUCUUUUGUCUCCUUCUCAUAAGACUUUUAAUAAAGCUAAGGCCAGGAAGGUGGUUUCACUUUAUAUAUUUGCCUGUAUUUGAGGUUCUCUGUACCAAUUCUGGUGUGUUGCCAUUUAAGUUUGUUUGCUUUUCUUUAAUUUCAAUUAAAUUUCUUUGACUGUACAUUUUUUACUUUUGAAAUUAUGAGUUUAUUUAUUUUCAAGUUUUUAUUAUAGACAUCUAAUUCAAGUUGGUUGCCAUUUAAUUUAUUGGUUACAUAUAUUAAUUCCUAUAAAGAAAAUAAAAUAAAAUAAAUAAUGGUAGUCUGUUGAGUAUUUAAUUUGCCAUUAAACACCUCUCUUGUUCUUUCCCUCCUUAGGCAAUUAAUUAACCAUCUAAUAGUGUAUACUUCAGUUCAAACUUUAUGGUUUUCUCUCUCACUCAUAAUUAAAUUAAGCCUUAAUGAACAAUCUAUCUCUCUCUUUCUCUUUUAAGUUUAUGUCUGUGUUCUUUCUUGUAUAUAAAGACCUAAGCUGAAGCAACCCAACCACCAGUGAGAAGAGAGACUCUUUGUGAUUGAAGUUGGAAAAGUCUUUGAGAUCACGGAAAACACUCCCUCUCAAUCCGCAGGUUUCAAGAAAGAUGAGUCGAAGAAGUCCAAAGCCCGAGAUGAAGCUGAAUCUUUCGCCGCCUACGUCAAGCAGGAGGAGGGUUGUUCGAUCUCCAAGCCGCUCUGCGACAACAUCACCUACGUCACCGCAAAGCUCGUGUGUCUCUUCGGAGAUGAACCAGGACGAUCAGUCUGUGAGGUACUCGACAAGUCCAGAGACAAGCUCGAUGGUUCUUGUCGGGUGUCCUCGUUGUCUCAUGUACGUUAUGCUCUCACAAGACGACCCUAAAUGCCCUAAAUGCAAAAGCACCGUUCUUCUUGAUUUCAACCAUGAAAACGCCUCAAACGCCAACGCUCCAGCCGCUUCUUCCUCUGGUCGCAAGACUCGGAGGAACUGAAAAGACCAGUAAAACCAAAAACCCAUGUCUUUUUUAUUUAGUUAUUUAUCCUUUUUAUCUUUGCGAAUGUAGCUGUUGUUUAUGAGAGUAGUGCUAAUCACGCUCCACUUUAUAAACUUGGAGAAGAAGGUACGUAAGAGAUGAAACUAGGGUUUUCAUACUCACAAAACUUCAAAUAAAAAAGGGUGGAGCGUGAAUAGCACUAUCUUUUCUUUUUCCUAUCUUUCCUUAACAUUUUUCUACCAUUUGAGGGUUAUCUAAUGGAAGAAGAAUCUAUCUGUACGUGAAAAUGUGUGUCAUUGUCUCCAUAUUCUACUCCUGAGUCUUAUAAAUCGUUUCAUCCAUCAAAGUUAUGGCAACCCUCGUAACGGAACCGAUGACUUAUAUUCCAAAUCUUUUUUGGGGUACUCUGCCUCUCAUAUGUAUAAGAGAAUUAGACGUUUUGUGUUUGACUAUAAGAAAAGUAGACAUUCUUGGCGUAGCAUAAAGAUUACGUACCAAUCACGAAAAGGAAGAUCUAAAAUUGACCUUGUGAAAUAUGUAGUAGCUUGAUCCUAAUCCCCAGGAAAAUCUGAAGAGAAAACUAUAUAGAUUCCUUGUACUUGUUGAAAAAGCAGUUCAGAUGAGUGAAGAAAGAAUGGUUAGAGAUCAGACGAGAACUUCUUAUUUAGUCCCACCUUGGUAACUUUGGCCUCAUACACAAAAAUUCCCUUGUUUUUCAUGUGUGUGUUUUUUUUAAAAUUUUUAUGUUAACUCAAAAGAACCCAUAACAAUAUUUUUGUCCUCAGCAAUUGCAUGUUUGAUUAAAGACAAAAAAAAGCAGACAAACCUAGGACGGGAGUUUGCAAAUGGCAAAAACAAUUAUCAGGGAAGAAAAGUGAUAAGAUGUAAUCUUUUUUUUUUUCAUUUAUAAUUAGCUAAACAUAGUUAGAUACUUUAGAUUAGGUGUUUCUGAGCAUGCAACGUGUAAAAUGCUAUGAUUGUAUUUGUAGAAUCUAUACAAAAAUCUGCCGACGAAGUACAAACAAGUAAAAAAUGAAAACUGGUUAAAAUCGAAGAGGAAAGUAGUUCAGAGCAUUUAAAUAAAAUCAGAGGAAGGUGCAUCAGUUUGUAUAUAACAGCUGUUCAAAUUGUUAAGAUUUAAAGAUCAUUAAAACCAAAAUAUAAAUGCAAUAGUAAUUGAGACAGUUGUGAAUUGUAAUGAGCGUUACGUCAGAUUAUAAAUACGACUUUAAUUUCACCUUCAUUGCUCUCUUCUAGCUCACCUCUUCAAAGAACGAAACAAUAAUUAUGUUCAUGAUGAUGCUGCGAAUUUUAUUUCAUUUCUCUACUUCUUAACUUUUUUUUUAUAUUUCUCUUCGUCAUUACACUACUUGGCUACUUGCCAUGUCUUCAAAAGAACUCCAUUUCUCUUCUUAUCAUUCACUAAAUGCCACCUUUCUAUUGCCGUGUUCCCUUAAUUCAAUGCUUGCUUCCUACCUCUCAUUUUCUCAGUUAUGCCCGAUCAUUUGAUUAACAUUCUACUUUCAUAGAGUUUAUAAACCCCACACAGAACCAAACUAGUUUGAUGGUAUUAACUUCAUUAGGUUAGUGGAACUGACAUAUCAUAUCAUCAACCAAAAUAUAUAAUUUUCUCAUUUCUGAAGAGAAUUAUUAGAGAGCUCGGACGUUGGGGAAUUUUGUAUUAGGCCGUUCUAGAAAAAAAAUUAAAAAGGGAACAAAAAUAUAUACUCUCUAUAAAUCAGUUAGACUUUAAAAGUUAAAAGAAUUUUUUUUGCUAAGUUAGUUAAAGUAUUGUUGUUUGCACAAACGUUCUUGUUACAUCUAUAAGUUCCAUCAACUCUACUCUAAUAAACCAUCUAAUCAUAUUCAUGUUGGAUGUUAGAGAUGUGUAUAUGUGAGUUACAUGAUGACGAGAGGAGACAUGUGAGUGAUGAUGCGAAGAUUAGAUUGGCGUUUGGAGGGUGGAAUACUAGAUUUGAUGUGGACCCCUUCGCAAAUAUGAGGUCCAUCAAAGAUAUUUGAGGACCGCUCAAAGAGGUAUUUGGUCACAGCGCAAAACUAUUAGAAACGUUCUUAUUCUAUCGCAUGCAAUUGCACGUCCACAAAUAGAAAGCAUGCAAAAUCUAUCCCACUCUUGAAUUAAUAUAUGGCCAAUUACCUUUAUUAGUUAUAGACUUUCUGAUUCUUAAGAUAUAUAUCAAUGCAUAUCUAGCCUAAUUAAUUAGUUACAAAUGUAUUAUUAAUUUAGAUAAUUGUAUCUCGACGUGUUCACUCCACAUCCGAAAGUGUUAAUCCCACACAAUUCGCCGUCCACGGGGUUUAUAUAUUUUGACUAGUCACAGUCGUUAUAUUUAUAUCUAAGAAAAAUUAGGUUUCAUCAUAAUCACUUAUCGACAAUUCAAACAUAUUAUUCAUUAGCGUUUGUGAUCACAUUUAGUGGUGGAGUACGGAGAAACGUACGUACAUUUUAUACUAUAGUUGAGUUUUCCGGAUAUUGCCGCUGCCUAAGCGUUAGCUUUCAUGUAUUGUUCUUUAAGAUGAUCGUUAACGUCUUUGCCACUAAUACCACACAGAAAAAACUUCACCCUUAAGAAAUUUGACCAAGCUAUAAAGAGGAUAUGUCAUAAUUUUAUUUCAAUGUUUUGUUUUCUUCUAAUUAAUUAUUUAAUUUAUUGCUUCUAUAAAUGCAUUAAUACUUGAGUGGUUGAAAUCUAAUUAUGCUAUUCUUUAUUGUGAGUGCAGUACACAUUUAAACUGCAAUAGUUUUCUUUGUAUCUUCUAUAUUUUCUCUUUUUUUUUUUUUGUAAACCGAGUAUCCUGCCUCCACCGAAGUGGUCCAGACUAGAGACCGAAGUGAGCAUGGACGCUGACAGGACGUCACCAUGUAGCUCACCGUGUAAUGGUCUUCGGUCUCGGAUGCUGCAGCCCAUAUGUAAAUUUCGCAGUAGCCAAGGUUCGAACCCAGGGGCGGGCACUCCAGCGGGAUAUUUUCUCAUUUUUUACGUACAUUUUUGUAUUGAUUCAAUAUGAAGAGCAAUACUGACAGGAUAUUAAACGUAAUUUGUUUUUUUCUUAAUUUCUUGCAUUACCAUUAUUAAUAAAAACAAAUACCAUGAAUAUCUAUAUUAAUAAAGUUGCUCAGAAACUCUCUUCCUUGAGCCACCUCAGCAGAGGGUGUUUUAAAAUUGGACACGUGUCCUUUUCUUUUAAACCAUUUGAAUUUCCUUUCGCAAUUGUUUAGUGGGCUAAGUGUUUGUAAUUAUUUAAUGGAAUGGGCUCCAACGCAGAGCCACAGAUGUUGAUGAUUUUUGACCGACCGUCUUCUCUGUGUGAAACGCUCGCGGUCCAGCUUCUCAUCCUCAUUGAUGCUUCUGAGAAACGUAUACAGUUAUGGCAUUCAUUCAAUAUUGAACUGCUAUGCGUCUUUAGUUCUCUUUAAUUAUCGAUCUCAUCGUCGUCUUUAAUUAAUAAGCUACGAACUUGAGAAAGACAAUCUUUCCAGACUCUCUCUUGCUACCGUCAAGUCUCCCCUUUGAGAUGCCAAGUCUGUACUUCGUGGAGAUUUUCGGUGGAUCAAGACCUACAAGUUUAUCUUUUGGGCACUCAUAUUCCAUGGAAAGAUGUAUUUCGGCAGAUAUCUCCCUUGGAAAGAGCCUCCCUUCAGUAUAACAUCUAUAAUAUUCUCGCCGACGAUCACUGAAUCCCCGUUGCAACCUCCCUCUUGCUUGCAGAUUUGGACUUCACUAGAAUUCUUCAUCAUAAAAAGACGACCGCAAACAUGAAGUCAAACCUCUACUCGUGCAAAAACAAUCCGAUUCAGCCAUUGAGAAUCAGUUUCAUUUACUACAAGAAACAAUCCUUAGGUGAUUUGGCAAGUAAGAGCCUAAUACUUACGGUUUGAAAGAUGGAGAGCUAAGGAACAGAUGAUGUACACCAUUGGCAUGAAAAGAGAGACGUGCUGUGGAGAUAUAGGGUCCUCAAGCAUCUGGAAAAAAAAACUCCCGGCUGAAGCAUAGAGACAAAGAGGUUAUUGUAUGUCUUCAAAAUCUCUGACUCUCCCUCGCUAUCCUAUACCUGAUGAAAUGUUUAGGCUUCUCAACCUCCAGGUUUUUUUUUUACCUAAAUAGACUAUAGUUUUCCAAUAUCUGAAUGUAAUCAACUUGAAUUUUCAUAAACAUUAUUGGAGACUUGACAGCAUCAGAAGCUCUUUUAAUGACGACUUGCAAGGCAACCAGUGUGUUAUGGCAACAGUUCAGAUGGAAGGGUGAUUUUAACUCCUAUGAAACAAGAAUAGGCGCACCGAGUUACCACUCACCCACUUUGUAUUUUGCAGGGAUGUCUCUAUCUGCCUAAGUUUAUUUGACGGCUUAGCCUACAAAUUUCAUAAUAGUUUACAGGUUUUGAUACCGAACCAAGGUUGUUGUAGCUACAUACGUCAAUCCUAAAAUGGUUGGAGGUUAGAUUUUCUUAUUUCAGACUUUAUCUACUGCUCAAGGAACCAAUAGGCGUGCAUAGGUUGGUAUAAUGGAUAUAUAGUUGAGCCCCCAUCAUCUUCAUUUACGCCUUUUUUUUCAGGGCGGUUAUUUGCAAACGCAACAUCUGAGACUCAUAUCUACUUAGACUCAGAAACAGCUGCAAAACAGUGUUAUUAUGAGAUGUAAAUUAUCUCCAACAAUUAAUUUGAUUAUUCUACUGUGUAUAAUUAUUCCCAGUACUCAUAGUGAUCUUACUAAAAGCUAUGAAACACAUUAGAUUGGCUACUGACGGCUCAGCAGCACCAACAAAGCCAACAAAGUUACGUCAUGGGAAGAAAAUUGAAACCCUCACCGUCUCAGAGCUGAAUGAAUAUGUCACCACAACACAAUUUCACGUGUCAUACUACUCUAAUUAUGUUGUUGUGAUGUGUGAUCUAGGCAAUCGACUUCCUUUGUAUUGGCAAAGUUAUGGGAAUUCAAACUGACAAAGGCUGGUGUUACAUUGGUUGCUCUAAGAAGCUUCUGCAGGGUGAAUCUUCAUUCACACGCACUGUUUGCACAAACCCAAAUGUUGUUGCUUCUCUCAGGUGCCGUGUGGAGUUGACCAUUUUAGAUGAAACCGAGGAAGCUAUCUUCGCGGCUUUUUCCGAGAUGAUCAAGCUGACAACGUUCACACUUCUGAAGUUGGGCAACACAUGGUUCAUUUUCAACUAAUCCUCCUAUAAGUUAACAAAUUUCACCUUUUCCUACUUAACAUGUUUACCAAAAAAAGAAAUUUCAUCUUUUCCGGUGGUAAUUUUUUUGAAAAAACAUUAUUUCCCAUAUUCAGGGUGGAGGUUUUGCUGAGCAGCAGGAUAACAAGUUCCCAUUUAAUCACUGAAAUUAUCAUGAAUACUUACAUUUUCAGCUGAAAUUGUUUUCUUUUUAAUUUUACAUCAAAGCAUCAGACCUUAGCGUCUUGAUUUUGGUGUUGAUGUAUAUUUUUCUAAUUGGAAUAUAUACUAAUUCGCUGACUAAUUAAACGUUUGCAAAUACCUUUAGCAGGGAAGAGAAGAUGGGCCCAAAGACAAUAUGCCUGAAGCCAUCUCACUUGCCUCAGCUUCUGCUAAGCUAGGCAACAACAAUGCGAAGGAGACACCGUGAGUUACAGACUGCACACUGGGGAACCUCCCUGAAGUUGAUGACUUCAUAUCGUAGAAUCCAAAGCUCAAGACAAUUGAGCCUGCUGCUAAGAAGUCCCGUACGGAAUAGGUGAAUAUGGAAACCUUAUUUUACCAUGUUGCUGUCGUUUUUUUAAAUCAAAUAAUGCUUUGGCACUACUGUUACGUAUGUUGGUUGAGUUCUUUGCACUACUAAUAUAAGAAUAUUUCGAAA
Messenger RNA from Brassica rapa (field mustard), 7384 nucleotides. RefSeq lists its product as uncharacterized. The record is from RefSeq and is a predicted model, not a curated record. Lineage: Eukaryota; Viridiplantae; Streptophyta; Magnoliopsida; Brassicales; Brassicaceae.